AUAAUUUUAGCUAACCCUAACACUUUUCCUAACCUACUACCUUAAUUAUCCUAACCAGCUGCUUCAGUUUUGCUGACUUAGGAAAAGGGAGGCAAGAGAGGGCAAGAGUAAAGAGGACGCAGGAGUUGCGCAAAUCCAAUUGAGAAAAAGCAUGGCUUCCAUACAUUAACCAUACACAUCCUAUCUGCCUGACGGCUUCACUAAAGAAACUCAGAGCCUUGUGUAUAGAUAAGAACGUUUACUCUCCUCCCCAGCCUGAAAUCAAACUCCCAACUCUAUUCAUGCUGUUGAAUAGCACACCUGCCUGCCAUGUCCUGUAUGACGACUAGACUGACUGCAUCAGGCCUUCCCAACGACAUUUUAUGCAAAACAUCAUGUUUCCCUCCAUAGGAUGUCAUCAUUUGAUUUGAAUACGACAUCAGUUGACCUUUUUAGAUUAUGAAUUGUUUUGUCAUAAGAUAAGUGUUUGCUUUAGGGCUCAGUCUAUAAUAUAACUAGGCUUGCAAAAAAAAAAUGUAUCAAAGGAGAGUUGUUGGACAUUACAAGCUGACGUUAAUUUGCGUUUAUGUGGGUCGGUCUGUUUUUACCCGUUUUUUUCUAGUUUUACAUUCAAGAGGGAAAUUGAAAACCGUUCGUCUCAUUUGCAUAACGUUUUCUCACCGGGGAGAAAGAGGACUCCCCGUACUUCCAUACAUCAUGCUCGAGCCUCAUCUACAUGAGAACUGUCCCCGCGCACUGACGGGACUUGACCACAAUAAAGACAGAUGCUCGCAAGCCUUUAUGUGGUUAACUGAAAAGGAAUUAAGGCGCGUGGUGUUUUAAAAGAAGGUGCCUUGGCAUGUUUUAUUUUCUCUCUCUGACAAUAUUGAGACGAAUUGUUAAAAAUCAAUGUAUGAAUGAACAGAGGAUCUGAAAAAAAUGCUGUGUUAUCAAUGGAUCUGGGUUGAUAGGACAACCUCGAAUUUUGGGAAAUGUUUAGGUCUGUCAUUUUAUUUCACGAUGACAUGAGUUAUUUGACCUAUAGUUGUAACAGAGGACUUUAAAAUAUUAAAUAGGCCUACCUAAUUGAUGACAGCAUCCACGGUGUCUGUCUAAGUAGGCUAGUGCGAGUGUGUUGGCCCACACUGUUUUUCAUUUUGGUGUCACAUUUUAUGUUGUGCAAAUCAUCAGUUAUUGUUUCAAGUGCAUUAAGGGGUGUUGGGGCUAUGCGUUCCCUCAUGAAUGAUAAUCAGUGAGAUGGCUGUUGAGAAUAGAAUAGAACACUAUUUGAUCUGUGAUUGUAGAGAAAGGCGCUCGCUCUUGAGAAUAAAGAACAUCUGCCUCAGUUGAGCGCUUUCAUGACGGGCACACGGAAACUAUGGAAACUGGAUCACUAAGGUACUGGAAUUAACCGAACCGUUUGUUGGGCGAUAGCCCUUGUGCGUCUGUCCGAUUCUCUUCAUACUCUUGGCCGGGAUUUUGAUGCUGUCCAGCCACAAACGCACUUCGCCCGCCGCUUCUUGAGGGUCGAGUGUGUGUGCGAGUGAGUGAGCGAGCGAAUGAAUAAUCCUUUAGAUUCAGUAACAACACCAUUGAGGGAACUCUGCCCGAGUCGUCCAGUCUAGAGAGAAAUUGAGAGUGAAGGCGAGACGCUGCACGGGGACAAUGUCCUGAUCCACAACCGUUUACUUUAUGGCUACAGUUUAACAGGACCAAACGGAUGACUUGCUAAAUAUAGACAACUAUUAACAAACGUUUUAGUUGAUGACAACAUUUACUUACUGGUGUGGUUUUGCGAGUUGAUUUGGGUUCAUUAGACAUCUCACCAAUCCUCUCCACACACGGACCUUCUCUGCUGUGCUGAACGUUUUUUCUAAAAGGCAUCCCCAGGUGAUGACCUCACUACUGUUCUCCAGCCCCACCCACGUUGUCAUGAAGGACCGCGAGCUGCCGUCAUCCUCCCUCACCCUCCUCCACUACACCGGGACGGCAGUGCCUGUCAAGACACCCGGGGGUGGCCCCUUACCCUCCUCCUCCACCACCCUCCACACCUCCACCUCUCCAUCCCUCUCCAAACCUCAGCCAUUCUGCCUGCAGACCCUCCAGACCGGCCCUCACCUCCUCGCCAGCAUGCAGCUCCAGAAACUCAACUCCCACUACCAGAGUCUGGCUGGAGGUAUAAGUGGGGGCGUAGCCUCUGGGCCCACGUCAGGACCUCAGAGGGGGUUUGGGGCCUCAACGCUGGGCUCGGCGGGGCAGCUGGUGGGGGUUACCCCUGGAGGUGUUGGAGGGAGGAAUCAGGGCUGUGGGGGGAUUAUUGACUCUGACCCGGUGGACGAGGAGGUUCUGAUGUCGUUGGUCGUAGAGCUGGGGUUGGACCAGGCUAACGAGCUGCCUGAACUCUGGCUAGGACAGAACGAGUUUGACUUCAUAGCGGAUGUACCUGCCGGAUGCUGACCCACCCAAAUGGAGGGAUGAAAGGAGGGGAUCUGUGCUCUCUCAUUCUUUCCUUUUCAUUACUCUCUAGGUUGGAUUGACAUAAACUCUAAUGUCCCGGCUGGGUGCUCACCCAAACACACGAAAUUAGACAUUUUUUGGGGGGGGUCACCCUCUGUUUUUCUCUAAAGGACAAGUUAUGGACACAACCUGACGCAAAAAGAUCAUGCUGUUCUCUUGUUUUUCCUGUGUCCCAUUCUAAAUUUAAAGGAGAAAGGAUAGACACAGGGUCUAAUGUUUUUGUGUGUCUCACUGAAAAUACUAUGUUACUGAGGGAACCUGAGCCUCGGGCCUGUCUGUCAAUUUCACUCUACUUCCCAAGGGCCCCCUACACACACACCGGCAGAAGGAGGGAUGGAUGGUAUUACGAUCCGGUAAUGGAAGUAGCAGCCGUGAAACAGGCACUUGUCACUUAUUCAGUUACCCCAACAUUCAGGAGAGUUCAGCAGGUUUGAUGGAACACCAGGGUGUGUGUGUGUGUGUGUGUGUGGGGGGGGGAUUGUUCAGGUCCCUGUGACAUAAGACAGACAUGACAGGAGGCAUCAGAAGCCUGUGUAGUCUCGGUGGACCGGUGUAACCUGACCUGUAUGGUGCUGUCAGUGUCUGUAUCUAAAUAAAUGAAUGAGUCUUAACGUCCGUGGUCUUCGUGUACCUGGUAACUCUGUAGGUGAAAUGAAUCAUAGUUCCACCCCCCUGCCCCAUCAUUCUUUCUGUCUAUUAUAAGUCCCCCCCCCCCCCCCCCUCCAUCUCUGUCCCCUGUGGUCCUAGAGCCAAGAUGCUCCAUUACUACCUACUCUGCUGUUGUACCGUCAAUGUGUAUGUCCAAAAUGGCACCCAAUUCCUUAUAUAGCGCACUACUUUUGACCAGGGCCCAUGCACUACUUUUGACCAGAGCCCUGUGUGUCCUGUUCAAAAGUAGUGCUGUUUUUAUAUGUAUAUAUGAGAGAAUAGGGUGCCAUAUAGGACAUGUACAAUAGUUCCUGAGGGUUACAGGUAAUGAGGCGGUUAAAGAAGGGUGACUUUAAAAAAUGUUGUAUUUUUUUUGGAGAGGGGUUGACUUGUGAGAGCUGAAGGCUAAUUAAUUAUAAACUAAUGAUUGCGUAAAUUAAUUAUUUUUUUGAACAGUACCUGUUCAGAAGACUACAGAAACAAGAUUACCUCUUAAUAAAGAGGAAAAGUUCCAAUUGACUAAGUUCCCAUGUUCCAAUUGUGAGUCACUUGGCAUCAUCAUGCUUCUUUCACCAUGUGAUACGAUGGUGUUUUUACCUUUUCGAGUUAGUCAGUCAGUAGGCCGGCAGUAGACUAAAGCAGGAGUAGGCUACAUAUCUAAACAGGGUCCUUAUUGUUUUGUAGUUUUAGUUGCUGGAUCACUUGAUCGUAAGAGAGCACGAGUGUGUGUGUGACUGCUUGCAUGGGAAAGUAUUCCUGUAAGUUUCCCUUUAAGUUUUGACUCCAAGGAAAUGCAAGAUAACUACACCAACUUAUUUCCUAAUCAGAAACCCUUUGAGCUUCCAGACUAGCAAGAACAUUUACUUUUCAUUAAAUGUUUGUUUUACUUUCCUUAUGACAUAUCUGAUAUUUUUGUGGUCAUUUUCUUUUUGUUUUAGCUUGAGAAACACUUCUUGCUAUUGAUUUUGUAAAGGAAAAAAAAUGUUGGAGAAAAAAAAAAGAAUCACUUGUCUAGCUACUGCACUGAUUGUAUGGUCCUAAGUUUCUCUCUUUAAAUCACACCUUUUUUUUAAUUGAGGCCUUAUUUUAGAAAGGGGGAGGGACCUAUUUCUUUUUUCUCUUUUUUGUUUUUGAAAUGACAGGUGGAAUCAUAACUGAUGUUGAUUUUUGUUUUAGCACUUUCUCCGUUUGCAUCUCAUUUGUAUCUUUAUGAAAAUAUGUACUAGAUCAUAUUUAAAUGCUUGUAUUUUUGUUACUUCUCUGCAUUUGGGGGAAAAUAAAGAAUACAAACCUGAA
Messenger RNA from Oncorhynchus mykiss (rainbow trout), 4440 nucleotides. It is a transcript of the gene cited1, whose product is annotated as Cbp/p300 interacting transactivator with ED-rich tail 1. NCBI's taxonomy places the organism in Eukaryota, Metazoa, Chordata, Actinopteri, Salmoniformes, Salmonidae. Gene Ontology annotation, cellular component: nucleus. Gene Ontology annotation, molecular function: transcription coactivator activity. The record is from RefSeq and is a predicted model, not a curated record. Gene Ontology annotation, biological process: regulation of DNA-templated transcription.